Molecule: messenger RNA, 5514 nt
Organism: Varanus komodoensis (Komodo dragon)
Lineage: Eukaryota; Metazoa; Chordata; Lepidosauria; Squamata; Varanidae
Gene: MYO10
Product: myosin X
Exons: 39
Coding region: 67-5514 (1815 amino acids)
Biological process (GO): signal transduction
Cellular component (GO): myosin complex; cytoskeleton
Molecular function (GO): cytoskeletal motor activity; ATP binding; protein binding
Source: RefSeq, a predicted model, not a curated record
CAACACAUGGUUGCUGGCUGAAGCCGCCGUUUCCGUGACCGGACUGGCUCUCGAGUUGGGGCGGCGAUGGACAACUUCCUCACGGAGGGGACACGGGUUUGGUUGCGAGAAAAUGGGCAACACUAUCCAAGUACUGUACUUUCCUGUGCAGAGGGAGUUGUGGUGUUCAGGACGGAUUAUGGACAGGUAUAUACUUACAAACAGAGAUCAAUUACACACCAAAAAGUAACAGCUAUGCAGCCUACAAGCGCAGAAGGGCUUGAAGAUAUGGCAGCACUGGUAGACCUCCAUGAGGGUGCCAUCAUGCACAAUCUAUUCCUACGAUACCAGCAAAACAAAAUUUAUACAUACAUUGGUUCCAUCGUUGCUGCAGUCAACCCCUACAAGACCAUUCCAGGCCUCUAUGACCGCACCGCAGUGGAGCAGUAUAGCCGGCACCACCUGGGAGAAAUCUCACCUCAUAUUUUUGCUGUUGCUAAUGAGUGUUACCGCUGCCUAUGGAAACGUCAUGACAACCAGUGUGUUCUCAUCAGUGGUGAAAGUGGUGCUGGUAAAACAGAAAGCACUAAGUUGAUUCUCCAGUUUUUGUCUGCUGUGAGCCAACACUCGUUGGAACUCUCUCAGAAGGAGAAGACGUCCAGUGUUGAACAAGCAAUUCUGGAAAGCAGCCCAAUUAUGGAAGCUUUUGGCAACGCAAAGACUGUUUACAACAACAACUCAAGUCGUUUUGGGAAGUUCAUUCAGCUGAACUUCUGUCAGAAAGGCAACAUUCAGGGAGGAAAAAUUGUAGAUUAUUUAUUAGAGAAGAAUCGAGUAGUAAGACAAAAUCCAGGAGAGAGGAAUUAUCACAUCUUCUAUGCCCUGCUGGCAGGGAUUGAGGGAGAAAAGAAAGAAGCGUUUUACCUAUCUGCACCAGAGAGCUAUCACUACCUGAACCAGUCUGGAUGUGUUGCGGACAGGACAAUCAAUGAUAAAGAAUCAUUCAAAGAAGUCAUUAUGGCCAUGGAAGUGAUGAAGUUCACCACAGAGGAAGUGCAAGAUGUUCUGCGGCUGCUGGCCGGCAUUUUGCACCUAGGCAAUAUAGAAUUCAUUACUGCUGGCGGAGCACAGGUGUCCUUCAAAGCAGCUCUGGGUAGAUCCGCAGAGUUACUUGGGCUGGACUCAACGCAGCUGACCGAAGCACUGACGCAGAGGUCAAUGAUACUCAGGGGAGAAGAAAUCUUAACACCUCUCAGUGUGCAGCAGGCAAUAGAUAGCAGAGAUUCGGUAGCUAUGGCACUUUAUUCCCAAUGCUUUGCCUGGAUUAUUAAAAGAAUCAACAGCAGGAUAAAAGGCAAGGACAACUUCAAGUCCAUUGGAAUUUUAGACAUCUUUGGAUUUGAAAAUUUUGAGGUUAAUCGUUUUGAGCAGUUCAGUAUUAACUAUGCAAAUGAAAAGCUUCAGGAGUAUUUCAACAAGCACAUUUUUUCAUUAGAGCAAUUGGAAUAUAGCAGAGAAGGACUUCUAUGGGAAGACAUUGACUGGACAGAUAAUGGAGAAUGUUUGGAUCUAAUUGAGAAGAAACUCGGUUUGUUAGCACUUAUAAAUGAAGAAAGCCAUUUCCCCCAAGCUACUGACAGCACCUUGUUGACAAAGCUACACCUCCAGCACGCUAACAAUCCUUUUUAUGUGAAACCAAGAGUUGCUGUCCACAACUUUGGAGUGAAACAUUAUGCUGGAGAGGUCCAGUAUGAUGUCAGAGGAAUUUUAGAGAAAAACAGGGACACUUUCAGGGACGAUCUCUUGAACCUCUUACGGGAAAGCAGCCUUGAUUUCAUAUACGAUCUGUUUGAACACGUCUCAAGCCGGAGCAAUCAAGACACUUUGAAAUGUGGGAGCAAACAUCGGAAGCCCACCGUCAGCCUGCAGUUCAAGGAGUCACUGCAUUCCUUAAUGACAACACUAAGCACAUCUAACCCCUUCUUUGUCCGCUGCAUCAAGCCAAAUAUGCAGAAGAUGCCUGACCAGUUUGAUCAGAAUGUGGUGCUGAACCAGCUGCGUUACUCCGGUAUGCUUGAGACUGUGAGGAUACGAAGAGCUGGUUUUCCAGUGCGGAGGCCGUUUCAGGAUUUUCAUAAAAGAUACAAAGUUCUGAUGAGAAAUUUGACACUUCCUGAAGAUAUAAAAGGAAAGUGCACUGCUCUGCUUCAUUUGUAUGAUAGCACAAGCACCGAAUGGCAGCUUGGAAAAUCUAAGGUGUUUCUUCGUGAAUCUCUGGAACACAAGCUGGAAAAAGAGCGAGAGAUAGAGGCUGGCAAAGCAGCCAUGGUCAUCCGAGCGCAUGUCUUGGGCUACAUGGCACGAAAGCACUACAGAAAGGUCCUUUACUACGUGGUCAUCAUACAGAAGAACUACAGAGCUUUCUACUUACGGAGGAAAUACCAGCUCCUAAGGAAAGCAGCCAUCACCUUCCAGAAACAGCUCCGAGGCCAGCUUGCCCGCCGUGUCUUCAAACAGCUGUUGGAGGAAAAACGGCAGCGAGAGGAGGAGCAGAAGAGAAAGGAGGAGGAGGAAAGAAAGAGACAAAAACAGGAAGCAGAACGUCUUGCUCGGCAGGCAGAGGAGGAGAGGCGGCAGCGAGAACUGGCAGCUCUUCAGAAGGCCCGACAAGAAGAAGAGCUAAAGCGAGAGCUGGAGAAGCAAAAGGAAAACAAGCAGGUCGAAGAGAUCUUGCGCCUGGAAAAAGAGAUUGAAGACCUGCAGCGCAUGAAGGAGCAGCAAGAACUGUCGCUGACAGAGGCUUCGCUGCAGAGGCUGCAGCAGCUCCGAGAUGAGGAACUGAAACGCUUGGAGGACGAGGCCUGCCGGGCAGCACAGGAGUUCCUGGAGUCCCUGAAUUUUGAUGAGAUUGAUGAAUGUGUCCGAAACAUUGAGAGGACGCUGUCUGUGGGUGGCGGGUUCUGUGCAGAGCUGAGUGAUUUGACUGGCACCGGAGGCACCGAGAAACCCAAUUUUAACUUCAGCCAGCCGUACCCCGAGGAGGAGGUCGACGAGGGCUUUGAAGCAGACGACGACGCUUUUAAGGAUUCACCUAACCCGAGUGAGCAUGGCCACUCUGACCAAAGGACAAGCGGCAUCAGGACGAGCGAUGACUCCUCAGAAGAAGAUCCGUACAUGAAUGAUACCGUAGUGCCGACAAGUCCUGCUGCCGGCAGCAGCACUCUCAUUCCUUCUAGCCAAGAUGCUCUCAGCCACUCCUCCAGCGGUGAAUCCACGUACUGCAUGCCAGAAAAUGUAUCCUGCAGGCCCCAGGAUUCUUCAGACCUAAUUUCUCCUGAGGGGGACUAUGAUUAUGACCAGGAUGAUUAUGAAGACGGCGCCAUCACAUCUGGAAGCAGCGUGACCUUUUCCAACUCUCACAGUAGUCAGUGGUCUCCCGACUACCGCUAUUCUGUGGGGACAUACAACAGUUCUGGAGCAUACAGGUUUAGUUCUGAGGGAGCUCAGUCUUCUUUUGAGGACAGUGAGGAAGAUUUUGACUCCAGGUUCGAUACGGAUGAUGAACUUUCAUAUCGGAGAGAUUCGGUCUACAGCUGUGUCAGCCUUCCCUAUUUCCACAGCUUUUUGUACAUGAAAGGUGGCUUGAUAAAUACGUGGAAGCGCCGUUGGUGUGUCUUAAAAGAUGAAACCUUCUUAUGGUUCCGCUCAAAACAGGAAGCUCUGAAGCAAGGCUGGUUGCAUAAGAAAGGUGGGGGAUCAUCCACACUUUCCAGAAGAAACUGGAAGAAACGCUGGUUUGUCCUACGGCAAUCCCGGCUGAUGUAUUUUGAGAACGAUAGUGAAGAAAAGCUCAAAGGAACACUUGAAAUUCGAACAGCCAAAGAUAUCAUUGAUAACACUAACAAAGAAAAUGGGAUUGACAUUGUCAUGGAAGAUCGGACCUAUCAUUUGAUUGCUGAGUCACCGGAAGAUGCAAGUCAGUGGUUCAGUGUCUUGAGUCAGGUCCACGCGUCCACAGAGCAGGAGAUCAGAGAAAUGCAUGACGAGCAGGCUAAUCCACAGAACGCCGUGGGCACAUUGGAUGUGGGGCUGAUUGAUUCUGUCUGUGCAUCUGACAAUCCAGAUCGACCCAAUUCGUUCGUGAUCAUCACCGCCAAUCGCGUUCUUCAUUGCAACGCGGACACUCCAGAGGAAAUGCAUCACUGGAUCACCCUCCUGCAGAGAUCGAAAGGGGACACUCGGGUUGAGGGACAGGAGUUCAUAGUGAGGGGAUGGUUGCACAAAGAGGUUAAGAACACUCCAAAGAUGACUUCAAUGAAACUGAAAAAGCGGUGGUUUGUUCUGACCCAUAAUUCCUUGGAUUAUUACAAAAGCUCAGAGAAGAAUGCCCUCAAGUUGGGCACCUUAGUGCUAAACAGCCUCUGUUCUGUUGUGCCUCCCGAUGAGAAGGUCUUCAAAGAGACAGGAUACUGGAAUGUGACUGUGUAUGGACGCAAACACUGUUACCGCCUGUAUACCAAACUGCUCAAUGAAGCCACUCGCUGGUCAAGUGCUAUCCAGAAUGUCAUUGAUACAAAGGCACCGAUUGACACGCCCACCCAGCAACUUAUUCAGGACAUUAAGGAGAACUGCCUGAACCCUGAAGUUGUCGAGCAGAUCUAUAAGAGGAACCCUAUCCUUCGUUACACGCAGCAUCCCCUGCAUUCUCCACUCUUGCCCCUUCCGUAUGGAGACAUCAACCUGAGCAUGCUAAAAGAUAAAGGCUACACCACUCUCCAGGAUGAAGCCAUCAAGAUAUUUAAUUCGCUGCAGCAGCUGGAGUCUGUGUCCGAUCCCAUUCCUAUUAUUCAGGGUAUUCUUCAGACAGGACAUGAUUUACGGCCGUUGCGUGACGAGCUCUACUGUCAGCUCAUCAAGCAAACCUGCAAAAUGCCUAAUCCAGGGAGUGUCGGCAACCUGUACAGCUGGCAAAUCCUCACAUGCAUGAGUUGCAUGUUUCUGCCAAGCCGCAGUAUUCUCAAGUACCUGAAGUUCCACCUGAAAAGGAUACACGAUCAGUUUCCAGGAACAGAAAUGGAAAAGUAUGCUCUUUUCAUCUAUGAAUCUCUCAAAAAGACCAAAGGCAGGGAGUUCGUUCCAUCUCGGGAGGAAAUCGAAGCCUUGAUCAAAAGGCAGGAGAUGAGCUCCACAGUCUGCUGUCACGGCGGGGGGUCCUGCAAAAUCACCAUUAGCUCCCACACCACCGCCGGCGAGGUUGUUGAAAAGUUAAUUCGAGGGCUGGCUAUGGAAGAUAGCCGAAAUAUGUUUGCUUUGUUUGAAUACAAUGGAAGUACUGAGAAAGCCAUUGAAAGCAGGACUGUGGUGGCUGAUGUCUUGGCAAAGUUUGAAAAGCUUGGUGCUGCUUCAGAAGGAGAUACCACGGCAUGGAAGUUUUACUUCAAGCUCUACUGCUUCCUGGACAUUGAGCACGUUCCCAAAGACAGUGUGGAAUUUGCAUUCAUGUUUGAGCAGGUAAAUAAGAGGAAGAAGGUCUGA